CCUCAGGUAUGCCUCCUAACCCGAUGCGCUCCAGCGGCAACAACUACUACUACCGGAGGCGGCCGAUUCACUCUCUCGGUUUGAGGGAACACACACACAUAGCCAAAGGAAAAUCUGCGCUGUAAUAAAAGUACGAACUUCAGGGACUGAGAACAACUGAUUUAAAGAAAAUAAAUAAAUAAAAAAUAGACUCGGCCAUGGCGACAAUAGGGGAUUUCGACCCACUCAACUCCACCGUACCUGCUACAAAGAUUGAAAUCACCGUUUCUUGCAGGAACCUGUUAGACAUGGACACCUUCUCCAAGUCAGAUCCAGUGGUGGUGUUGUACGUUCAAGGCCUGGGGACAAAGGAGUGGAGAGAGUUUGGCCGGACAGAAGUGAUCGAUAACACACUGAACCCUGACUUUGUUAGGAAGUUUGUCCUUGAUUUCUUCUUUGAAGAAAAGCAGAACCUUCGCUUUGAUGUGUACAAUGUGGAUACUAGGAGCUCCAAUCUUUCCAAACAUAAGGACUUCCUGGGUCAGAUGUUCUGCACACUAGGUGAGAUCAUUGGCUCACCGGGCGGCAGGCUGGAAAGGACUCUUUCUGGUAUUCCUGGGAAGAAGUGUGGAACCAUCAUCUUCACCGCUGAGGAGCUGAGUAACUGCAGAGACAUAGCCACUAUGCAGUUUUGUGCAAAUAAGCUGGAUAAAAAGGAUUUCUUUGGCAAGUCUGAUCCUUUCCUUGUCUUCUACCGGAGCAACGAGGAUGGCACGUUUACGAUCUGCCACAAGACUGAAGUGAUCAAAAACAACCUAAACCCUGUCUGGCAGCCAUUUACUAUUCCUGUUCGAGCACUUUGUAAUGGAGACUAUGACAGGACAGUCAAGGUGGACGUUUAUGACUGGGACAGGGAUGGGAGUCAUGACUUUAUUGGAGAGUUCACCACAAGCUACAGAGAACUAUCCCGAGGCCAAAGCCAGUUCAAUGUCUAUGAGGUGUUGAAUCCUAAAAAGAAAGGCAAAAAGAAGAAAUACAUCAACUCAGGGACGGUGACCCUGCUGUCUUUCAAAGUGGAGUCAGAGUAUACAUUUGUCGACUUCAUCAGAGGAGGGACGCAACUCAACUUCACUGUAGCCAUAGACUUCACAGCAUCCAAUGGUAACCCGUCCCAGCCGACAUCGUUGCACUAUAUGAGUCCAUACCAAAUGAAUGCAUAUGCCAUGGCCCUGAAGGCUGUGGGAGAAAUUAUCCAGGACUAUGACAGUGACAAACUCUUCCCUGCAUAUGGCUUUGGAGCUAAACUUCCCCCAGACGGCAAGAUCUCCCACGCCUUUCCACUGAACUUUAACACCGAGAACCCAAACUGUGUUGGGAUUGAAGGUGUACUAGAGGCUUACUUUCAGAGCCUGCGAACUGUUCAGCUGUAUGGUCCAACCAACUUUGCUCCUGUCAUCAACCAAGUGGCUCGGAGUGCUGCAGAAGUGACUGAUGGCUCACAGUACUUUGUGCUGCUGAUGAUCACAGACGGCGUCAUCUCAGACAUGGCUCAGACUAAAGAGGCAGUUGUCAAUGCAGCCUCUCUGCCAAUGUCUGUCAUCAUAGUAGGAGUGGGCCCUGCUGAGUUUGAUGCUAUGGAGGAGCUGGAUGGAGAUGAGGUCAGAGUUUCCUCAAGGGGACGCUUUGCUGAGAGAGACAUCGUCCAGUUUGUUCCUUUCCGGGACUACAUCGACCGGUCAGGGAACCAGGUCCUGAGCAUGGCCCGACUGGCUAAGGAUGUCCUGGCAGAGAUCCCUGACCAGCUGCUGUCAUUCAUGAAAAGUCGGGGGAUUGAACCCCGCCCCCCCCUGCCCAUCACCUCUGACUCCCCCUCAGUGUCCACCACAACUGCAACCAAUACGUGUACGACCAAGCACUGCAACCCUCACCCCUGAGAGAAGGACAGCAGGCAGAAUGGAGCAAGCUGUUUGGGCAAAGGGAGGUGUGUGUGUGCAUGUGUGUGUGUGUGUGUAUGUGUGUGCGUGUGUGUGUGUGUGUUCCAGGGUUUUCAAGGUUGUCUGACAGAAACCAAAUCAGUAAACUGAACGUAAGAAUUCCUUCUGAAGCACUGACUAUGAGGAUUCCUCUGCAAGACAAGAAGCAUAGAGAAUAGAUUUUUAAAUCUUUUUUUAUGUUUCUGAGUUUUUGUCAGCAUCUAUCACAAACACUCUCCAGGUAUAACACACUAUUCUGCACAGACACACGGGCUCCAUUCAAAUCUAUUGUUUCCUUUGUCCUUUAUAAUCCACUAUGGAUGUUUUGUUGACUUUUCUUGCAAAGGUGGGAAGUCAAAAAAUUCUACUACUGGUCUUGUUCACAGUCUGCUGUAAUAGAAUAAUAAAUGCUGUAGCAGCCAUCUAAACUGAUUUCUAUCAGCUGUAAAGAAAGACAGCUCUGAGGGUGAUAUCCUUUCCUUAUUUGCUUAUUCUCAGGGUGUUUCAGUGGCUCAGCAGUAACACAGAGGACCUGAAAACAAAGAAGCAAGAAAUAAAUUAAAUCAUGUCUUGGUUCUUGCAACUGAGACCCAAGGAAUACUGGCUCUUUUCUUAAAAUUAUAUGCUGUCUGUUACUGUAGAAAAUGAAACUUGUGUUUUAGUUUUUCUUUAGCAAAGGCAUGGAAAUUGCUCUCCUUUUCAAAGACACUGCUAGAAGACAGGGCAAGUUUAAAGUUAAAAUCCCCCAUGGACAUGAAGAGAGUUGCUUGUGAGCACCUCCUAAAAGGAGUAAAUGUACAAGGGUAUGAAACCAGUCAUCCCCUGCUCCUCUGCACCUGCAGCCGCUGUACAAUUUGAAAAUAUGGAAGGGCAGAUCAAUUCAGCCCUGGUUAAAAAGUUGAACAUAGCCGUGUCUGUGAGCUCUGUACCCAGUCUUUAUCUAAACUGUAAAUCUCCUGGCUGUGGCUGUCAUUUGGGAUGAAUCAUGCAUGAGGUAGGUGCCUCAGGUCCUGAAACUGUUUACAGCUUGUACCUGUUUAAAAUGAAAAGGGUUUGCCAGUGCAGAUUUUACAGACCUGAAUGCUUCAAAUGUAGCAGAGAGAAUGUGUGGGAGAGUUAGGGUCAGCUUUAACUUUGAAUUUUUCCAAGAGUGGGAAACACCAAGAAGAAGAAAUGGAAUGUGAGGUUUGGUACUUAGUGCUGCAUUGUUCAGUGUGCACUCUUUAUCUUCAUCAUGCAUGCCGAGUUCUUGUUUUUUUUUCUUCUCAUACCCUGUAUUUUUUAUUUUCCUUGCUUUUGUUGUGUACAUGAAUGAUUUAAGCAAAAGAGAGCAAGUGCUUGAACAGAAAACCUAAAUUUUUCAUUGGUGGUCCCAAAGAGCCCAACACACUGCAGCUUACAAGUACACAGACAAAACAAAUGCAAGAUUAAAGCAGGAAAAACCAGCUGCUGUGUGGCCAAGAAAUAUGAGAAAAUGCAACAAAUAUAUUAAUCAUUAUUAAAAUAUUAUUAUUCGUCAAUUCACUUUUCUCAUGCCUUUUAUGCUCCUGUCUCUGUAAGAGCCCUUCAUUCCUUGAAAUUCAAUCUUCUCACUUGCCAUCCUCUGGAAAGUGACAGAAACCACCCAGUGCUUGAGAGCAUUGCUCGAAUUUUGUAGGUGUGACCAUAGAAAGAAAUCUGGUGAGCUGAUGCCAGCUCAUUGCAAAAGAAACAUUUCCAAGUUCCUUCAAAACUUCGGGAACUGAACUCUGUUAUCACGGUUAACCCCCCAUGUAGCCACCACCAUCAGUUUUUGAAGCCAGAAGUGACCAUAUUUAGAUAAGAGGGUCAAGUUUAACUUACCAGCUAAUGCUAGCUUGGUUGAGCAAGGUGCAUCGAUAACAUGAAUCAACAAAGACAGCACCGGUUUAGCAGUGAUUCAAGCUCCCUGUAGAUGACACACCUAUUAACCAAAUCAGCACCAACCCUAACUUUAAGUAUUUUCAAAAGGUUGAAUUUAAAAAAAAAGAUGUACUACCAUAGCUUUUAUGAAGGGAAGCCUAUUCAUUCAAGCCUGUUCUUUUUCUACUAUACAUGCUUUUUAAUGGUGUAGAGACGGGCAUUUUAACAUGGGAGGCAGUGAGGUUAGACUUGCUUUUAAAGCCAGCCUCAAGUGGCCAUUCAUGAAACUGCAGUUUUGGCACUUCAGUCCUGGCUUGAUUUUGUUAACCCCAUUGUUUCUGUUUCUGGUGUGUUUAGUUUUCAGUUCAAAGACAGGCUACACAUGAAUGUUGCUAGUAAAAAGGUGCACAGUGCUAGAAUUACAAACAUAUAGUUUGUUAGGACUUGUGUCCUGAAACUCCAGCAUAUUGAAGGAAAGAGGAUCUGCCACUGCAUUAGAAACACUUUUAUCAAACUUGGUAUAUCACUAGCGAAGAAGUGGAGAGAUGUAAUGAGACAAGAUGAGGUCAAAGUUAAAUAAGAUAUAAGAGAAAAGAAUUUGAUUUUGUGCAGUGUGGGUUCUGUCCAGUAGCAUAUUUGUAUUAGGAUGUGUUUUUAAUAAUUGCAAUGGAUUUCUGUAUUUAUAGUAUAUGUUGUAAAAUGGCUCCAUUUUAUUGGUGUUUGUUUUGUCCGUUUUCAUCUAUAUUCUAACAUUUUAGCCUUCUGAGUUUUUGCAACGACAGGAUCUUUACUGUUAGGUGGGCUCUUUUUUUGGUACCACUGCAUAAAACAAAUACUGUGAAGUUCCAUCAAUUUUUUUUGUUUUUUGUCUCUGACCUUUUUAUGUAAGCUCAGCAACAGUUUUAGAACGUUCAGCCUGGCUAUGUCACAAAAACAGAAACAAUAAUAACAACAAUAAAUGGAUUAAAUUAUAUUUAUCUGGAUUACUGAGUAUUUGUCACAUUGUAUCAGAAAGGAAAUGGACAUGCGGCCUUAUUUCUGUCAUAAUCCUGCAAGUAAGUGUGAGGGAGGACUCUAUUUUUAUAUGACAACACGAGGAAAUAUGUUAUUUUGCAUGCUUAUAUGGCUGUUAUGCUGCUAAUGAUUGUACUAUCUGUAUUCAUAUCUGAAAAAGAUUUCAGACAACAUUCCUCUGUGUGUUUACUUGUGUACUGUGCAGAAUCAAUCCUUCUAUUUCAGAACUGCCAGCCUAGUAAUCCAGCACAUAACAGAUAUAUGAAUAGUAGGGUAGAUUUAUAUCGAACAACGUUUAAAACAUGCAUGUUUGUGUUAUGACUAUAUGUAAACAAACCCAAAGUCACAUAACCUGUUGGAUAUUUUUGUAUAAAGCAUGCUGAGCUUUCUACACAGUGUGUACAGGAUGAGGUUAUUAUUUAUUGCUCACCAGUUCCAUUUGUUAUGUAGAAGCUGCGUGUAAAUAUGUUAA
Oreochromis aureus is the source of this 5319-nucleotide messenger RNA. Its product is annotated as copine-9. Bases 198 to 1913 code for a protein of 571 amino acids. Gene Ontology annotation, cellular component: plasma membrane. Lineage: Eukaryota; Metazoa; Chordata; Actinopteri; Cichliformes; Cichlidae. The transcript has 21 exons. The record is from RefSeq and is a predicted model, not a curated record. Gene Ontology annotation, biological process: cellular response to calcium ion. Gene Ontology annotation, molecular function: calcium-dependent phospholipid binding.